This is a messenger RNA of Caenorhabditis angaria, 1251 nucleotides long. Lineage: Eukaryota; Metazoa; Nematoda; Chromadorea; Rhabditida; Rhabditidae. The record is from the annotation of a GenBank genome assembly.
AUGAAGAAUUACAAAUAUGGUUUGAGAAGAAAGCUUCGGAAAUUGAAGAAGAAAACAACUGGAUGGUUCGAUAUUCCAUAUGAAAUGCGAAAAAGUGUUAUUUCUUAUAUGGACACACGAUCAAAAGGUCUAUUUUCUUGCUGUUCAAAAUUGUGUUAUGAAGAAGUUAUGGAAUCGACUGAUUAUAUUAAAGAAAUCGAAUUCUCAGAUAGCACGUCUGGAUCAGCAAUACGUUUUCGUUUCUUUGACGACUCACACAAUUUUGAAUUAUGGUUUUUGGAUGAAUGCGAAGAUAGGAAUAAUAUUAUUAUUGAGGGUCAUUCGUGAGUUUUUCGAGUUUGGUUUCAUAAAAAUAUAAAUUUUUAGAGAAGCAUGUGAAUAUGAAUGGAUAAUAAGAAAAACAUGUGAUGUCAGGAAAAUGGCAAUUGAUUGUAUGAACCGAAUCAUUGGAACCUGCAUCAAUUUAAAAUCAUUUGUAUUCAAUCCAGAUACUCCGGUAAAUAAGUCAAAAUUAAUCACCGAUAAUUUCUCUGUUUUCAGCAUAGCUAUCUUUUUGACAACUUCGGAAUCAAGCAUUUGAAAAAAUUGGAUUCUCUUCGAGUUUUUCAAAGAUGGACACCGAUUGAUUUGGUUGAAAAUGGAUUUGUUUCUCUUGAAAUGGUUUGUUUUGCAGAUUUUCGAAAAUGAAAAAUAACAUAUUUUUCAGCUUUACAAAAUGAAAUGUGUCAUAAAAUUGCAUGCCAAUCUGAAUUUGGAACAACUCCUCAAAUUGUCGGCGCGAAAAAUUCGACUGCUAGGAAUGAAAAUCGAUUCGGAAGCUUUGAAUGUUUAUUGCAAGAUGGUUCAAGCCGGGAAGCUCAAUGAGAAUAUCAAGAAAUUGAAGUUGGAUAUGGAUAAAGAUCAUUUGUUGGAUCCAAAAAAAGUUGUGGCGGGUUUGAAUACUGUUCAAAAACAUGAAAUGUGAGUUUGCAGUAAGAUUGCCACGUCAUAAUAAUCCACUUUUUCAGAGAAAACGAUAUAAUCUCGUUUGAAAUGAGUUUCGAAACAAGACCGGAUCGAUAUGCUAUGAUUCGAAUCGAGCCGAAAUCUUUUCUUAUGAUUAUUCGACUCGAAGAGCGUAGAUAUGAGUAUAGGGAAACUUUGGAUUUUGAUGACCAUUUUCCCGAUGUUAUGCGGUCUGAUUCUUUUUUAAACCAACCUGCGUUUCUGACAGAUGAAAAUCGAUGGACACAAUCUGAUGAUGAAUUUUAG